Messenger RNA from Daucus carota subsp. sativus, 1826 nucleotides. Its product is annotated as probable methyltransferase At1g29790. Gene Ontology annotation, molecular function: methyltransferase activity. The transcript is spliced from 2 exons. The record is from RefSeq and is a predicted model, not a curated record. NCBI's taxonomy places the organism in Eukaryota, Viridiplantae, Streptophyta, Magnoliopsida, Apiales, Apiaceae. The coding region runs from base 188 to 1291 and encodes 367 amino acids.
CAUUGACAUUUGACAAUGUCAUGAGACCACUUCGCCAGUACUACAUCUGUCUACCUCAUCAUCAUAAACACACACACACACUCACACACUCAACUCUCUUCACUUGUGAAUCACUGACAAACCCACCUCAAACCUUAAAACCAUAGCCCUCACUCUCUCCAUUAAAUCAUUAAACACUCUCACCAAAAUGGGCUACACAAUGGGUCUCAAUCUCCUCCUCCUAGUAGCCAUGGUGGCCACCAACAUUCUCUCUCUCUACCAUCUUUCCUCCACUCUCCAAUCCAAGCCCCCUCUCCCUCCCCCUGUCCCUGACCACCUCCUCCACCAGCUCACCACCAUACGCGCCACCAUCAACCACCUCACGCGCCUCCACCCCCCACCCUCUUCCACCCCUAAACAGCCCUCCACCAUCCCAUCUGAUCUCCUGCUCUACACUCACAUCUCCACCAUUGCUUCUGCUUGCCAUAACUACCCUGAUCUUCUCCAUAAGUACAUGAAUUAUACUCCCCUGAAGAGCUGUCCUCUGGACUCUGAUGUGGCGGAAUCACUCAUGCUGCGCGGAUGCCACCCUCUGCCGCGGCGGAGAUGCUUUGUUAAGACGGUGAGUAAGAUACCCAACUCACUUCCUGUCAGCCCUUUUGGUGGUUUACAAGAUAAUGCUGUUUUGUGGAAUGUGUAUAAGUGUAAGAGCUUUGGUUGUUUAAGUCCUUUUUUAGGGUUUGAUAUGAAAAGAGAGAAAGAUCAGUUGAUGGGUUAUAAGACAGAUCUAGAUCUGCCUAUUCAACAGUUGUUACAAGUUGCUAAGAGUCAUGGAGUUGUGUUGAGAUUAGGGUUGGAUAUUGGUGGUGGGACAGGGACUUUUGCUGCUCAUAUGAAGCUACAUAAUGUGACUAUUGUGACCACUACUAUGAAUUUAGGUGCGCCUUAUAAUGAGGCGGUGGCAUUGAGAGGAUUGGUGCCGCUUCAUGUGCCUUUGCAGCAGAGAUUGCCUGUGUUUGAUGGGGUGUUGGAUCUUGUGAGGUGUGGGCAUGCGGUGAAUAGGUGGAUCCCGGUGGCCGCGAUGGAGUUCUUGUUGUUUGAUGUGGAUAGAGUGUUGAGAGGGGGCGGGUUUCUUUGGUUGGAUCAUUUUUUUAGUAAAGCGGCGGAUCUUGAGAAGGUUUUUACGCCGUUGAUUGGGAAGUUGGGGUACAAGAAAGUGAAGUGGGCUGUUGGGAAUAAGAUGGAUUCUAGUGGUGUGAAGAAUGGGGAGGUUUAUUUGACUGCUCUUCUGCAGAAGCCAGUUUCGAAAUGAGGAUUUGCUUGAGUUAUUGCAGUCAAGUAUGAGAUCCGGUGUCUACAUUUCAGAGUAGCAUAUGGAGUCUCCUUCCAGAAUGGUGAAUUUAAGUGUAUCUACUAUCUAAGCUUGAACUGGGUAAACGACUAUUCAGCUGAUUUCUCAAAGGUAAUAUGGGGACAGUAAAAAUUACAAGGAAAACAACAGUCAGGCUGAAGAUCUACACGCAGUGCCAUUUGUUGUAUUUUUUGUACUUUUAGAUCAUGUAAUAGCAGUAUAGAUAAAACACCAAUAUGCAAAGUAGAUUUUCAAAGUCAUUAUUAAGAUUUACUAUGAUCACCCAGGUAGCUUACGGUUCAUGCCAACAACUCUGGGUUUUACCACUAGACGAAUCAAAUAUAACUAUCUCCUACCCUCCGCCUUGUUACAUGUUUAGAAGGAUAUGUAGUUAUUAAACUCAUAUCAUACACAUAAAAGUGAAAGAAAGUGCUCCAUUCAAAAUAUUUUGUGUUGAUUUGCUGGCUCAGUGAAACUUAUCAUUUUUUCGUGUUUC